CACUGUGUGCUCGUGCUCACAACACGGAACCGCAGUCUGCAGACCCGAAGAGACAGGAGUAUUAUUUUGUUUUUGUUUUUUUUUUUUUGGACGGACUGUUUCAGAACCAGAGGUCAGAAUGUUCCGCUUGCGGGCGUUGUCCGCAGCUUCAGUGGGAGUACUGCAGUUGUCCCAACGGUGCUACAGCCGGACAGUGCAUGGAGCUCCUCAGAAGAGGCUGAUGCUGGCAGCUGUAGCGGGGGUAACUGGUGUGUCUGCUACUGCGGGAUUGCUUUGGACAAGAGCAUAUGCAGAUGCAGGCCCUUCGGUUCAACACUCUGAACAACCAGGCAAAGAAGAUGAAUAUGGGAGUGAUUCUGACUCGGAAUCGGCGAAAUCAGUGGAAGCGAGCAGUGGAGAAGAAGGAAAGGAUGAAGGUGGUGAUGGGAAAAAAAAGAAACCACGCUCUGGCUUCCGUGACCGCAAGGUGAUGGAGUAUGAGAACAGGAUAAGGGCCUACUCUACACCAGACAAGAUUUUUCGCUACUUUGCUACAUUGAAGGUCAUUGGAGAGCAUGGUGAUGCUGAGGUUUACAUGACACCCCAGGACUUCAUACGCUCCAUCACUCCAAAUGAGAAGCAGCCUGAGAACCUAGGAUUGGAUCAGUUUAUUGUCAAGCGCUAUGAUGGGAAGGACUUCUGGCAGACAGAGAAGAUAGCCCAGGAGAGAGAAAAGUUUGCAGAUGAGGACAGCAUAUUUUAUACACUGGGAGAAUGUGGCCUUAUCUCCUUUUCUGACUACAUCUUCCUCACCACUGUGCUGUCCACUCCACAGAGAAACUUUGAAAUUGCGUUCAAGAUGUUUGAUCUAAACGGUGAUGGAGAGGUGGACCUGGAGGAGUUUGAGCAGGUCCAGAGCAUCAUUCGUUCCCAGACCAGUAUGGGCAUGCGACACCGCGACCGCUCCACCACAGGCAACACCCUAAAGACAGCUGGCUGCAGCUCCGCUCUUACCACUUACUUCUUUGGAGAAGACCUGAGGGGGAAACUCACAAUCGGCAGCUUCCUGGAGUUUCAGAGGAAACUACAACAUGAUGUGCUCAAACUCGAGUUUGAGCGGAAUGAUCCUCUGGACGGCCGAAUCACUGAGAGACAGUUUGGAGGCAUGCUGCUGGCCUACAGUGGUGUUCAGUCUCGCAAACUCAAGCAGAUGCAGAAAGGUUUGAAGAAGAUGUUUAAAGAUGCACAGGGCAUCACGUUUGAGGAGGUGGAGAAUUUUUUUACUUUCCUGAAGAACGUAAACGAUGUGGACACGGCGCUGAGUUUCUACCACAUGGCUGGAGCUUCCAUAGAUAAAGUUACCAUGAAGCAGGUCGCCCGCACCGUGGCGAAGGUGGAGCUGUCGGAUCAUGUGUGCGACGUGGUGUUUGCGCUGUUCGACUGCGAUGGGAACGGAGAGCUUAGCAAUAAGGAGUUCAUAGCCAUUAUGAAGCAGCGGCUGAUGCGUGGGCUGGAGAAGCCCAAGGACAUGGGCUUCACUCGACUGGUGCGCGCUAUGUGGAAGUGUGCCCAGGACACCGCCUGGGACUUUACCCAUCCCAAGGACGUAGUGUCUACAGCAGGCAAGGUGUGACAUGAAGAGAGGGGUCACAGGCAAAAAAGUAAUGCAGCUGUCAUCUGUGACACACCCCAGGCCAAAUAUUUAAAAAGAGACCAUUAAAGCAAUGAGCUCAUUAAGACUGCAGCUCAGAAACAUCAUCCAUCAGCUACACAUGUUGGUUAGGUUCAAGGUUUCAGUAUGAUGGCUGAAGCAUGCUGACGCCUUCUCCCAGUCUGCAUGUCCAAGGCAUCAUGGGUAAUUGUAUAUUUGUUAUAUUUAUUUUUGCCAUAUUAUAUCAGAAACAUUGUCAGCAGUUAACUAUGAUCCUUUGUUGACACUAAAAACAGGUAUUUGUAGUUGAUAUUUUUUGCUGCAAAUGGCAAGAUAAAGAGAGUCAGUUUUGCCUGACCAGCAGUGAUAA
Molecule: messenger RNA, 2000 nt
Organism: Thalassophryne amazonica
Lineage: Eukaryota; Metazoa; Chordata; Actinopteri; Batrachoidiformes; Batrachoididae
Gene: micu1
Product: mitochondrial calcium uptake 1
Exons: 14
Coding region: 119-1612 (497 amino acids)
Biological process (GO): calcium import into the mitochondrion; mitochondrial calcium ion homeostasis
Cellular component (GO): uniplex complex
Molecular function (GO): calcium ion binding
Source: RefSeq, a predicted model, not a curated record